GCGGGGGGCAGUGCUAUGCACAAGCACCAGCACUGCUGUAAGUGCCCCGAGUGCUAUGAGGUGACCCGCCUGGCCGCCCUGCGGCGCCUCGAGCCUCCGGGCUAUGGGGACUGGCAGGUGCCAGACCCCUACGGGCCGGCUGGGGGCAAUGGGGCCAGCACCGGUUAUGGAGGCUACAGCUCCCAGACCCUGCCCUCGCAGGCGGGGGCCACCCCCACCCCUCGCACCAAGGCCAAGCUCAUCCCCACCGGUCGGGAUGUGGGGCCAGUGCCCCCUAAACCAGUCCCGGGCAAGAGCACCCCCAAACUCAACGGCAGUGGCCCCGGCUGGUGGCCUGAGUGCACCUGUACCAAUCGGGACUGGUAUGAGCAGGGCAGCCCUGCACCCCUCCUAGUGAACCCCGAGGCCCUGGAGCCCAGCCUCUCGGUCAACGGCAGCGAUGGCAUGUUCAAAUACGAGGAGAUAGUACUUGAGAGGGGCAAUUCUGGCCUGGGCUUCAGUAUUGCAGGUGGCAUCGACAACCCGCAUGUCCCCGAUGACCCUGGCAUCUUUAUUACCAAGAUCAUCCCUGGGGGAGCAGCUGCCAUGGACGGGAGGCUGGGGGUGAACGACUGUGUGCUGCGGGUGAAUGAGGUGGACGUGUCGGAGGUGGUCCACAGCCGGGCCGUGGAGGCGCUGAAGGAGGCAGGCCCUGUGGUGCGGUUGGUGGUGCGGAGGCGACAGCCCCCGCCUGAGACCAUCAUGGAGGUCAACCUACUCAAAGGACCCAAAGGCCUGGGUUUCAGCAUUGCUGGGGGCAUUGGCAACCAGCACAUCCCAGGAGACAACAGCAUCUAUAUCACCAAGAUCAUCGAGGGCGGAGCAGCUCAGAAGGAUGGACGCCUACAGAUCGGGGACCGGCUGCUGGCGGUGAACAACACCAAUCUGCAGGACGUGAGGCAUGAGGAAGCUGUGGCCUCACUGAAGAACACAUCUGAUAUGGUCUACCUGAAGGUGGCCAAGCCAGGCAGCAUCCACCUCAACGACAUGUACGCUCCCCCCGACUACGCCAGCACUUUUACUGCCUUGGCUGACAACCAUAUAAGCCAUAAUUCCAGCUUGGGUUAUCUCGGGGCUGUGGAGAGCAAGGUCAGCUACCCUGCUCCCCCCCAGGUUCCCCCCACCCGCUACUCGCCUAUCCCCAGGCACAUGCUGGCGGAGGAGGAUUUCACCAGAGAGCCCCGCAAGAUCAUCCUGCACAAGGGCUCCACAGGCCUGGGCUUCAACAUCGUGGGAGGAGAGGAUGGAGAAGGCAUCUUUGUCUCCUUCAUACUGGCAGGAGGCCCAGCCGACCUGAGUGGGGAGCUGCGCAGGGGAGACCGGAUCUUAUCGGUGAAUGGAGUGAACUUGAGGAAUGCAACUCAUGAGCAGGCCGCAGCUGCUCUGAAACGAGCUGGCCAAUCAGUCACCAUUGUGGCCCAGUACAGACCUGAAGAGUACAGUCGUUUUGAAUCAAAGAUACAUGAUUUGCGAGAACAAAUGAUGAACAGCAGCAUGAGCUCUGGGUCUGGGUCCCUCCGAACCAGUGAGAAGAGGUCCUUGUAUGUCAGGGCCCUGUUUGAUUAUGACCGGACUCGGGACAGCUGCCUGCCCAGCCAGGGACUCAGUUUCUCUUAUGGUGACAUCCUGCAUGUCAUCAAUGCCUCUGAUGAUGAGUGGUGGCAGGCAAGGUUGGUGACCCCCCAUGGAGAAAGUGAGCAGAUCGGCGUGAUUCCCAGUAAGAAGAGGGUGGAAAAGAAAGAGCGAGCUCGAUUGAAAACUGUGAAAUUUCAUGCCAGGACAGGGAUGAUCGAAUCCAACAGGUCGGUCAAAACGAAACGUAAAAAGAGUUUCCGCCUCUCUCGAAAGUUUCCAUUUUACAAGAGCAAAGAAAACAUGGCCCAGGAAAGCAGCAUACAGGAACAGGGAGUGACAUCCAACACCAGUGACAGCGAAAGCAGUUCCAAAGGACAAGAGGAUGCCAUUUUGUCAUACGAGCCAGUGACACGACAAGAAAUUCACUACGCAAGGCCUGUGAUCAUCCUGGGCUCAAUGAAGGACCGAGUCAAUGAUGAUCUGAUCUCCGAGUUCCCGCACAAAUUUGGAUCCUGCGUACCACACACUACCCGUCCUCGUCGUGACAAUGAAGUAGAUGGACAAGACUACCACUUUGUGGUGUCCCGAGAACAAAUGGAGAAGGAUAUUCAGGAUAACAAGUUCAUUGAGGCAGGCCAAUUUAAUGAUAAUCUCUAUGGGACCAGCAUCCAGUCCGUGCGAGCAGUCGCAGAGAGGGGCAAGCACUGCAUCUUAGAUGUCUCCGGCAACGCUAUCAAGAGACUGCAGCAAGCACAGCUCUACCCCAUUGCCAUUUUCAUCAAACCCAAGUCCAUUGAAGCGCUUAUGGAAAUGAACCGACGGCAGACAUAUGAGCAAGCAAAUAAGAUCUAUGACAAAGCCAUGAAGCUGGAGCAGGAGUUUGGAGAAUACUUUACAGCCAUCGUACAGGGUGACUCACUGGAAGAGAUUUAUAACAAAAUCAAACAGAUCAUUGAGGACCAGUCUGGGCACUACAUUUGGGUCCCAUCCCCUGAAAAACUCUGAAGAAUUCCCUCCAACCAUUCUCUCGUGAACAGAAGAAAUCCAAACCCUCUCCCCUCCUCCCUCUCCCCUCAUGUCCCCGUGGGGGGAACGUGACUACCGUUCUCGUCUCCUUUUUUAGAUAUGUCAAGAAAAUUGAGUUUUCUAGUCCUGUUCUUUUCCUUUUCUUUUUUUUUUUUUUUCUAAUUUUUGUUUUGUUUUGGCUUAUUUCGGGGGGGGGGUGAUGCCAUCUCACUCAUCACGUGACUGUGCCCCUUUCCUGCAUGAACCCUUCCCAAGCGCUAGCACAGGUGCACACCCAUCACAGCCAUUGUUUUCAUACAAACCAAGCAGAAGCGAGGAGAAGAGGGGAGGACUGAUGGCCAGACAAACUCCAGACGGCUGCCCGGCCUGUGAAGUGAGCUGCAUGCCCCGCGUGCCAAGGCGUCCUGGGCAUUUCCACCCGUCUGCACUGCUAUCUCGCAGCUCCGAACGGUGCAACAUAAUGGCAACAGAAAGUAUCUUAUUUAUAUACAGAUAUAUAUAUGUAAUUUAUAUAAAAUAUAUAGAAAUUAUUAUAUAUAUAUAUUAUACACUCUCAUAUAAUAUAUAUAUAUAUAUAUAUCUCCACACACAUUGAGACUAGAAAAAUCUAUGGAGACUUCAUCAGUGGUACUAUGCUAUUAGAGAAAUGCUUUAAUUUUCAUAUUCCAAUCAGAUGGUAUCUUAGGUCCCAGCUGGUUAGGAAGCAAUGGAAAGCAGUCGUGAAGUGCUUUAUGAAGGGCACCCACAUAUUGUCAUUCUCCUGAGAGCAGAGGUCUUUUUAGGUGGGGGAGGGGUUAGCCCAGGGGCAGGAGGGCUCUUCUGCCCACAGGGAGUGUUCCCUGCCCAUGAGGUACAGUCAGUCCUGUGUGUGCCAAGAGAAUGGCUAACAAUGCUCCAUAGGAAAUGGCCUAUUGUUUUAUGCCACCUGAUGUGUCUGCAUGAGAGUUUUCCUUUUUGUUCAUUUUUAAGCUGCUGUUAAACCAAAACCAUGUUGUGCUACUGUGUCAGCCUUUUCAUUAUUGCAAUUUUUGCUUUUUCUCUUUCAGUGAAUGCGUAGAAAUCUGGUUUGCCAGUGUUCUGAAGGCUUAGGAAGUUGUGAAGGAGUCAGGGCCUGAUGAUAGAGUAGGUGACGCGGGCUGGGCCAGCCAGCCAACGGGCAAAGCAGGAACUGGUGAGGGGUGGGAGUUGGAGCCCAGGCUCUGCUUUGCCAAGCUGGCCCUUUGCUUACUGGCCAAGAACAGGCUAGACCUGGCUGAGGUUGCCUCCCGGGGCUGCUGACAUGAUGGGGAAGCAACUUGCCUCCCAGUUCCAGGCUGGGACUAUGGCACAGCCCUAGGCUUGGCCAGCCAAUGAGUGAGUUUGUUUUGUUUUGUUUUUGUUUUGUUUUGUUUGCAGCUGCUCCGUAUGCGCUACCCCAGCCCUUCACCAGCAGCCCAUUGCUUAUUGUUCCCUGAAGAAGCUAGUAGACUUUAAUGCUGUACAUUUGAGCUGUUGAGCUAAGAUUUGCUUCCUGGUGACCUGUGAAACCUUGUUGCUUGUUCCCAGAGUCUGAUGGCAGUGACUGUAGGCAAGGGAGUUCUCUGCCUCCCACUGCAAAGGCGGAGAGCAGGUGUGGCUCAGGCCCUGUCCCACCCCCACUGUGCUCCUUUGAAGCCAACGUGCCUGCCUCACCUCCAUGCCGGAGGUAUGCCGCCGGGGAGAACACUGAGCUGUUCAGCCCUGGGGUUGAGCCCGCUGGGUUAGGACCGGUGUGAACGGAACAACGUCGAGGAUGCUUUUAAAUACUGUCAGCCAACUCCGGGAAGGGUGUUCACAGCUGUGCCACCAGCAUCAUAGGCUAAUUGUAAAGUGGGGCCCUGGAAGGGUAAAGAAAGGGCAGCAGCUUUCCCUGGGCAGCACACUGGAGCUAAGGCAAGGAGGGCCACAGCGAGGGCCAGGUCUGACUCCGGUGAAGGGGUGGUGAGCAGGGUGCAGUGGUCCUCUGGUGUUAACUGCGUGAUAGAGUCUGCAUGGUGCUCAGCCUCCCCUCCCAGGGAAGAAGAGCCAAGUGGGCAAAGUCAGCAUGACACUAGUUGGUUUACCAGUGUUCCUUCCAAGGAGACAUAUAUUUUUUAAUAAAUGAUAGUUGCAAUGAA
Ochotona princeps (American pika) is the source of this 4775-nucleotide messenger RNA. It is a transcript of the gene DLG3, whose product is annotated as discs large MAGUK scaffold protein 3. The record is from RefSeq and is a predicted model, not a curated record. The transcript has 21 exons. Lineage: Eukaryota; Metazoa; Chordata; Mammalia; Lagomorpha; Ochotonidae. The coding region runs from base 16 to 2619 and encodes 867 amino acids. Gene Ontology annotation, molecular function: kinase binding. Gene Ontology annotation, biological process: chemical synaptic transmission. Gene Ontology annotation, cellular component: postsynaptic density membrane; neuromuscular junction; neuron projection.